Molecule: messenger RNA, 1792 nt
Organism: Balaenoptera ricei (Rice's whale)
Lineage: Eukaryota; Metazoa; Chordata; Mammalia; Artiodactyla; Balaenopteridae
Gene: DPP7
Product: dipeptidyl peptidase 7
Exons: 13
Coding region: 50-1588 (512 amino acids)
Biological process (GO): proteolysis
Cellular component (GO): vesicle
Molecular function (GO): serine-type exopeptidase activity; dipeptidyl-peptidase activity
Source: RefSeq, a predicted model, not a curated record
GGUCACGUGACCCCGCCCACCUGACCCGAAGCUGGCGGGCAAAGUGAACAUGAGCUUCCCGCCCCAGCCGGCGCUGUGCUGGGCCCUGGCCCUGCUGCUGGCCCUGCAGCUGCGCAGCCUGGAGGCCGGGGCCCACAGAGCCACGGACCCUGACUUUCAGGAGGCCUACUUCGAGCAGCUCCUGGACCAUUUCAACUUCGAGAGGUUUGGGAACAAGACCUUCCGCCAGCGGUUCUUGCUGUCAGAGAAGUUCUGGAAGAGGGGCGAGGGGCCAAUAUUCUUCUACACGGGCAACGAGGGGGACGUGUGGUCCUUCGCCAACAACUCAGGGUUCAUCCUGGAGCUGGCGGCGCAGCAGGGGGCCCUGGUCGUCUUUGCCGAGCACCGGUACUACGGAAAGUCUCUCCCGUUCGGUGAGCAGUCCAGAUGCCGCGGGUACACGGAGCUGCUGACGGUGGAGCAGGCCCUGGCCGACUACGCGGGGCUGCUCCGGGCGCUUCGGCAGGAACUUGGGGCCCGGGACGCCCCCGCCAUCGCCUUUGGCGGGAGCUAUGGGGGGCUGCUCAGCGCCUACAUGAGGAUAAAGUACCCGCACCUCGUGGCGGGGGCACUGGCGGCCAGCGCACCUGUCGUCGCGGUGGCAGGCCUCGGUGACCCCUACCAGUUCUUCCGGGACGUCUCGGCAGACUUUGAGGGCCAGAGUCCCGAGUGUGCCCAGGCCGUGCGGGACGCCUUCCGGCAGAUCAAAGACUUGUUCCUACAGGGAGCCUAUGAUGCGGUCAGCCAGGAGUUCGGCACCUGCUGGCCACUCUCUGGCCCGGGGGACCUGACCCAACUCUUCGGGUUUGCCCGGAAUGCCUUCACCCUGCUGGCCAUGAUGGACUACCCGUACCCUGUCGACUUCGUGGGACACCUUCCUGCCAACCCCGUCAAGGUUGGCUGCGACCGGCUGCUGAGUGAGAGCCAGAGGAUCAAGGGGCUCCGAUCGUUGGCCGGCCUGGUGUACAACUCCUCGGGCACGGAGCCCUGCUAUGACAUCUACCUGCAGUACCAGGUCUGUGCCGACCCCACAGGCUGCGGCUUGGGCCCUGAUGCCAAGGCCUGGGACUACCAGGCCUGCACUGAGAUCAACCUGACGUUUUCCAGCAACAACGUGUCGGACAUCUUCCCUGACCUGCCCUUCACUGAAGCCCUGCGCCAGCAGUACUGCCUGGACACGUGGGGCGUGUGGCCCCGGCAGGACUGGCUGCAGACCAGCUUUGGGGGAGGCGACCUCACAGCUGCCAGCAACAUCAUCUUCUCCAACGGUGACCUGGACCCCUGGGCAGGGGGAGGGAUUCAGAGCAACCUGAGCACGUCAGUCCUCGCCAUCACCAUCCACGGGGCAGCGCAUCACCUGGACCUCAGAGCGUCCCACCCAGAAGACCCCGCAUCUGUCGUGGAGGCGCGCAGGCUAGAGGCCACCCUCAUCAGCAAGUGGGUCGAGGCAGCCAGGCAUGAGCGACGGCUGCGGCUGGCACAGCACGGGGGCCCAGAGGCUGAGGGGUGCACCCCUAGCAGGACCAGAGAGGACUUGCUGGGAGCCUGAGGCGAGUCAGGGGGGAGGAGCCCCGGCCCAACCUCCUGAACCUGGAGCUCGGCCAGGGUGGGCAGGGCCUUGCCCGAGGGAGAGGCCGGACAAACACUGGUGUCCUGUCCCAUGUCCUGUCCUGUCUUGAGGCCCUGGACGCAGUGAACACGCUUACACCACCUUCUAAACUCCGCUGAUAAAUAAAGCAGUCCUCAGUUCCCA